AUGGCGACCAAAUCAAAAUCCACUCCAGGCGUGCCGUCUGCUGAGAAGAAGAUUGAGCUCUUCUCCGGCACGUACUUCGCAGCUUGCACAUUGGGCGGCAUCAUUGCCUGCGGACCCACUCACACCGCCGUCACUCCCCUCGACCUCGUAAAAUGCAGACGCCAAGUUGACCCCAAAAUCUACAAAUCCAACCUCCAAGCUUGGGGCACCAUCAUGCGCAGCGAGGGUGUCCGCGGUAUCUUCUUCGGCUGGGCCCCGACCUUUGUGGGCUACAGCUUCCAAGGCGCGGGCAAGUACGGCGCCUACGAGGCGUUCAAAUACUACUACGGCGAGCAGCUCUUCGCCGGCGCGCCCAAGACCCUGGUAUACCUAGGCGCCAGCGCCAGCGCCGAGUUCAUCGCGGAUAUCUUCCUGUGCCCCUUUGAGGCAAUCAAGGUGCGCAUGCAGACGACGCUGCCGCCGUUCGCGGGCAGUCUGCGUGAGGGAUGGAGCAAGAUCGUCCGCGAGGAGGGCUACGCUGGUUUGUACAAGGGCUUGUACCCGCUCUGGGCGAGACAGAUUCCCUACACUAUGGUCAAAUUCGCGACGUUCGAGAGCGCGGUCAACCAGAUCUAUGCGACUUUGGGCAAGCCCAAGGAGGAGUAUGGCACUUUGGCGCAGACGGGAGUGUCCUUUCUGGGAGGUUACAUUGCGGGAAUAGGAUGCGCGACGAUCUCUCACCCAGCCGACGUCAUGGUCUCCAAGCUCAAUGCCGACCGCAAAGCCGGCGAAUCCGCCGGCGCCGCCAUCGGCCGGAUCUACAAGAACAUCGGUUUCUCGGGCCUCUGGAACGGACUUCCCGUGCGCAUCGGCAUGAUCGGCACGUUGACUGCCUUCCAAUGGCUGAUCUACGACUCCUUCAAGGUCUACUUGGGUUUGCCGACGACGGGUGGUCACUAG
Molecule: messenger RNA, 939 nt
Organism: Dissoconium aciculare CBS 342.82
Lineage: Eukaryota; Fungi; Ascomycota; Dothideomycetes; Mycosphaerellales; Dissoconiaceae
Product: mitochondrial carrier
Exons: 4
Coding region: 1-939 (312 amino acids)
Biological process (GO): mitochondrial phosphate ion transmembrane transport
Cellular component (GO): mitochondrial inner membrane
Molecular function (GO): phosphate transmembrane transporter activity
Source: RefSeq, a predicted model, not a curated record